Messenger RNA from Mus musculus (house mouse), 1801 nucleotides. RefSeq names its product calcium release activated channel regulator 2B (gene Cracr2b). The record is from RefSeq and is a predicted model, not a curated record. The coding region runs from base 227 to 1411 and encodes 394 amino acids. Gene Ontology annotation, molecular function: calcium ion binding. NCBI's taxonomy places the organism in Eukaryota, Metazoa, Chordata, Mammalia, Rodentia, Muridae. The transcript has 10 exons. Gene Ontology annotation, biological process: store-operated calcium entry.
GGACAAAACUACAGCAGCGCUCUGGUGGAGGAUCCACCCGGACGUGCUAUCCCGGGGUCUCCGGGCCUGUAAGGCCGCAAGGUCGCUCUGGGUACGCGCCCCUCGCGGGCUAUCGGGGUCCAGGCAGGGGCGGGGCGCGCCGCGCGCGUUUCCGGGAGGAGCGGCCCGCCUGCGGCAGGUGCGGCGGCGCGGCUCGCAGCACCUCCAAGAGCCAAGGCUCGCUCCUAUGGCCAGCCCUGGGCUGCCUGGAUCUGGGGAGGGCCAGGAGGGAGAGGAGACAACAGGGGUCUCGGCAAGGCAUGGAGUAGAGGUGCUGCAGCAGGCCCAGGAACUCUUCCUACUAUGCGACAAGGAUGCCAAGGGCUUCAUCACUCGUCAGGAUCUGCAGGGUCUGCAGAGUGAUCUUCCACUUACGCCUGAACAGCUGGAGGCUGUAUUUGAAAGUCUGGACCAGGCCCACACUGGCUUCCUCACAGCCCGGGAGUUCUGUCUAGGCCUGGGGAAGUUUGUGGGGGUGGAGUCGGCCCCAGGUGGGUCCCCCUUGAGGACUUCUGAGGAAACCUUUGAGUCGGGCACAGGGGGCUCUCUGGAGGAGGAGGAGGAGGAUGUUGAGACAUUCUACACUUCCUUGGAGAAGCUAGGAGUGGCCCGGGUCCUGGGCGAGCAAUGGGCUGUGAGAACCCUCUGGGUCGGGCUGCAGCGCGAGCGACCUGAGCUGUUGGGCUCUCUAGAGGAAGUUCUGAUGCGCGCAUCGGCCUGCCUGGAGGCGGCGGCCCGGGAACGCGAAGGUCUUGAGCAAGCGCUGCGACGGCGGGAGAGUGAACACGAGAGGGAGGUGCGCGGACUGUAUGAAGAACUGGAGCAGCAGCUCGGGGAGCAGCGACACCGCAGGCAGAGCCAGAACCUACCCCGGGAGGAACAGAGGGGCCACCUGGAGCUGGAGCUGCAGACCCGUGAGCAGGAGUUGGAGCGCGCAGGCCUGAGGCAGCGGGAGCUGGAACAGCAGCUGCAGGCCCGGGCUGCAGAACAGCUAGAGGCACAGGCCCAGCACAUCCAGCUGCAGAGGGCCUAUGAGGCCAUACGGGCACAGCUGGACCAGGCCCAAGAGCAGCUCAGUCGACUGGAGGGCGAAGCACAGGGUCGGCAGGAGCAAACCCAAAGAGAUGUGGUUGCUGUCUCCAGGAAUAUGCAGAAAGAGAAACUCAGCCUCCUAAGGCAGCUGGAGCUGCUGAGGGAGCUGAAUCUGAGGCUUCGAGAUGAGAGAGAUGCCUGUGAGACCAAGCUGCUGGGCAGUAGCCACAGGAAGGCUCUAGCUAUUGCCCACAAGCCCGGACCCAUCUACUGCUGCUGCUGCUGUGGCUGGGCUCGGCCCCCCAGACGAGGCUCUGGCCAUCUUCCUAGUGCCCGAUGACCAGCCCCGAGUGACUCACUUCCCUAUCCAGAGGACUGCCCCUAGGAGGGACUGGUCUUGGUGGCGGAUACUUGCUAAGUGUGUGGCUCUACCCAGAAGGCAUCCCAUGCCUGAAGGAGCUAACCUCAGAGUAGUCAAGGCCUUCAGUCCUUCAGUCUUUAUCCUGUCUUCCUUUUUUUUGGGGGGGGGGGUUUCGAGACAGGGUUUCUCUGUGUAGCCCUGGCUGUCCUGGAACUCAUUCUGUAGACCAGGCUGUCCUCGAACUCAGAAAUCCGCCUGCCUCUGCCUCCCGAGUGCUGGGAUUAAAGGCGCGUGUGCCACCACGCCCGGCUAUCCUGUCUUCCUUAAUCUUUGUCUGAAGGACCAAUAAAGGCCAUUGUAUACUGUGUA